Liolophura sinensis is the source of this 4768-nucleotide messenger RNA. Its product is annotated as mucin-2-like. The coding region runs from base 1 to 4272 and encodes 1423 amino acids. Lineage: Eukaryota; Metazoa; Mollusca; Polyplacophora; Chitonida; Chitonidae. The record is from RefSeq and is a predicted model, not a curated record. The transcript has 4 exons.
AUGAGCACUCAGUCCGGCCCUCACGUAUGUCCUACAACAUCCACAUCUACAGAAACGCCAACAACUUCAGCAGCAGCACCAACAACUACAAGACAAAGACAAAUAACUGCCACAAAUGCACCACCAACUAUCACAGACACACCUAAAACUACCACAGACACAUCAACAACUACCACAGAAGCGCCAUCAACCACCUCAACACAGGAACCAACUACAAAGCCGCCAACUACUACAACGCAAGAACCAACAACACAGCCUUCAACUACUAAAACACAGGAACCAACCACAGAGCCUACAAUUACAACAACACGGGAACCAACUACACAGACAACAACAACUACAACGCAGGCAACAAUUACUACAACACAGCCACCAACUACUACAACACAGCCACCAACUACCACAACACAGCCACCAACUACUACAACACAAGCCACAACUACUACAACACAGGCACCAACUCCUACAACACAGGCAACAACUAUUAUAACACGGCCAUCACAGGCAACAACUCUCAUAACACAGGCAACAACUACUACAACACAGCCACCAACUACUACAAAACUGCCACCAUCUCCUACAACACAGGCAACAACUAUUAAAACACAGCCAUCAACUCCUACAACACAGACAACAACUACUACAACACAGCCACCAGCUAUUACAACACAGCCACCAACUAAUACAACACAGCCACCAACUACUACAACACAGCCACCAACUACUACAACACGGCCUCCAACUACUACAACACAACCACCAACUACUACAACACAUCCACCAACUACUACAACACAGAUACUAACUGCUACAACACAGGCAACAACUGCUACAACACAGGCAACAACUACUACAACACAGCCACGAACUACUACAACACUGGCAACAACAACUACAACGCAGGCAACAACUAUUACAACACAGCCAUCAACUCCUACAACACAGGCAACAACUACUACAACACAGGCAACAACUACUGCAACACAGCCUCCAACUCCUACAACCGAGCCACCAAGUACUACAACUCAGCCACCAACUCCUACAACACAGGCAACAACUAUUAUAACACAGCCAUCAACUCCUACAACACAGGCAACAACUACCACAACACAGCCACCAACUACUACAACACAGCCACCAACUAGUACAACACGGCCACCAUCUCCUACAACACAGGCAACAACUAUUAUAACACAGCCAUCAACUCCUACAACACAGGCAACAACUACUACAACACAGCCACCAACUAUUACAACAGAGCCACCAACUACUACAACACGGCCACCAACUACUACAACACAGCCACCAACUAUUACAACACAGGCAACAACUACUACAACACAGCCACCAACUACUACAACACAGAUACUGACUGCUACAACACAGGCAACAACUAAUACAACACAGGCAACAACUACUACAACACAGCCACCAACUACUACAACAGAGAUGGCAACUACUACAACACAGCCACCAACUCCUACAACACAGGCAACAACUGUUACGACACAGGCAACAACUACUACAACACAACCACCAACUACUACAACAAACUCACCAACUAUUACUACACAGCCACUAACUAUUACAACACAACCACCAACAACUACAACACAGAUACCAACCAAUACAACACAGCCACCAACUAGUACAACACAGCCACCAACUAUUACAACACAGGCAACAACUACUACAACACAGCCACCAACUACUACAACACAGAUACUGACUGCUACAACACAGGCAACAACUACUACAACACAGGCAACAACUACUACAACACAGGCAACAACUGUUACGACACAGGCAACAACUACUACAACACAACCACCAACUACUACAACAAACUCACCAACUAUUACAACACAGCCACUAACUAUUACAACACAACCACCAACAACUACAACACAGAUACCAACAACUACAACACAGAUACCAACCAAUACAACACAGCCACCAACUAGUACAACAGAGCCACCAACUAUUACAACACAGGCAACAACUACUACAACCCAGCCGCUAACUACUACAACACAGCCACCAACUCCUACAACACAGGCAAUAGCUGUUACAACACAGGCAACAACUACUACAACACAGAUACCAACCACUACGACACAGCCACCAACUAGUACAACACAGCCACCAACUAUUACUGCACAGCCACCAAGUAGUACAACACAGCCACCAACUCCUACAACACAGGCAACAACAACUACAACGCAGGCAACAAUUACUACAACACAGCUACCAACUACUACAACACAGCCACCAACUAUUACAACACAGGCAACAACUACUACAACACAGCCACCAAGUACUACAACCCAGCAGCCAACUACUACAACACAGCCACCAACUCCUACAACACAGGCAACAGCUGUUACAACACAGGCAGCAACUACUACAGCACAGCAACCAACUACUACAACACAGCGACCAACAAUUACAACACAGACACUAACUAUUACAACACAUCCACCAACAACUACAACACAGAUACCAACCACUACGACACAGCCACCAACUAGUACAACACAGCCACCAACUCCUACAACACGGCCACCAACUCCUACAACACAGGCAACAACUACUACAACACAGGGAACAACAACUACAUCACAGCCACCAACUAUUACAACCGAGCCAUUAACUACUACAACACAGCCACCAACUCCUACAACACAGGCAACAAUUACUACAACACAGGCAACAACUACUGCAACACAGCCACCAACUACUACAACACAUCCACCAACAACUACAACACAAAUACCAACCACUACGACACAGCCACCAACUAGUACAACACAGCCACCAACUCCUACAACACGGCCACCAAUUCCUACAACACAGGCAACAACUACUACAACACAGGCAACAACAACUACAACACAGGCAACAAUUACUACAACACAGCCACCAACUACUACAACACAGCCACCAACUAUUACAACACAGGCAACAACUACUACAACACAGCCACCAAGUACUACAACACAGCCGCCAACUACUACAACACAGCCACCAACUCCUACAACACAGGCAACAGCUGUUACAACACAGGCAACAACUACUACAGCACAGCCACCAACUACUACAACACAGCCACCAACUAUUACAACACAUCCACCAACAACUACAACACAGAAACCAACCACUACGACACGGCCACCAACUAGUACAACACAGCCACCAACUCCUACAACACGGCCACCAACUCCUACAAUACAGGCAACAACUACUACAACACAGGCAACAACAACUACAUCACAGCCACCAACUAUUACAACCGAGCCAUUAAUUACUACAACACAGCCACCAACUCCUACAACACAGGCAACAAUUACUACAACACAGGCAACAACUACUACAACACAAGCAACAACUACUACAACACAGCCACCAACUCCUGCAACACAGCCACCAACCCCUACAACACAGGCAAAAAUUACUACAACACAGCCAUCCACUAGUACAACACAGCCACCAACACCUACAGCAACGCCACUAGCUAUUACAACACAGCCACCAACUACUACAACACAGGCAACAACUACUACAACACAGGCAACAACUACUGCAACACAGCCACCAACUACUACAACACAGCCACCAACUACUACAUCACAGCCACCAACUACUGCAACACAGCCACCAACUACAACAUCACAUCCACCAACUACUACAACACAGCCACCAACUACUACAACCCAACCACCAUAUGCAACAUCACAUACAUCAACCACACAGCCACCACCUACUUCAACACAGCAACCAACAACACAGCCACCAACUACGACAACACCGACUACAACUCAACUAGUAAUUACUUCAACACUGGAAACAACAACACAAACUACAACCGGAAAACUAGCAUCUUCAGCGACCCAACUAAAAACUGGUGCAACGCAGGCGCCAACUACCAUUACACAGCCACCAAUUACUACAACUCCAAAUGGCACAAGCGCUGGGACAGCUGCGUCUAGAGUAUCACCACAAGUUGUAGUACCUGCUUCUAUAGGCGCCGCUGUACUGCUGACAGGGGCGAUAAUUCUGGUGGUGAUGUGUUUUAAAAGACGCUCAGAUAACGAAUCUGACGACAAAACUAUUUAUGAGGAGAGCUUGUUCAGCAUUCCAAGACCUGAUGUCUGGCUGUACAAUAAUUUCAGGACGGACAGAAGUUGGGCAACCUUUAGCGAAGAUAUGUAUUCCAGCACAUACAGGCUCAAUCCUAUGACAGACGAAGUUAUGUCAGUCGAUAGUACUUAGAUUUAUGCCUGUAGAUAUACAAUUAAGAACAAUGUAGCUGUGUAGUGUAUGAAAAGAGCUUAGACGCAAGCCGAAUAGGCAUUACUCUAGGGCUGGCGAAAUGCACAUAUCUACGGGUGACAGAUUUUUAAUAUACCGAUGAUGCUUUGUAUGUCACGGGUAAACUCACAGAAAUGUAGAUAUGUAUGUGGCUCAUUUCUGUGAAAAUACUGCGAGAAUCAAGUGUCUUGAAAUGGGUGGAUUGCAUACUGAGGGACAGCUACAUAUACAGUUUUCUUUUGCUUUAUUUAAUAAAACUGAUAUAGGUAUUUCUUGGACCAGGCCGGGAUUCGAACACGGAUUUUCUGCCUUUAGGUUUUUCACCAUCACGAUCAAAUGGAAAUUUGCGAUGCUUGCUGCUAGUAUGAGCAUCGAUAGCUGCUCCUGUUAUAUAUACAUAAUACGUCUAUAAAUGUUUUUUGAGUCGCUUUUGAAUUCAUUUUGUUGUGAUCUAAUU